Molecule: messenger RNA, 336 nt
Organism: Entamoeba dispar SAW760
Lineage: Eukaryota; Evosea; Mastigamoebida; Endamoebidae
Product: small nuclear ribonucleoprotein Sm D3, putative
Exons: 2
Coding region: 1-336 (111 amino acids)
Biological process (GO): spliceosomal snRNP assembly; RNA processing
Cellular component (GO): precatalytic spliceosome; commitment complex; SMN-Sm protein complex
Molecular function (GO): RNA binding
Source: RefSeq, a predicted model, not a curated record
AUGAAUAUAGGUGCACCACUUAAAAUUUUUCAUGAAAGUAAAGGUACAAUAGUUACUAUUGAGGUAAAAACAGGAGAGACGUACCGUGGUAGAAUGGUUGAAACAGAAGAUAAUAUGAAUUGUCAGUUAAGAGAUGUAACUAUUACUGCAAAAGAUGGAAGCCAAUCUAGGACUGAGUACAUUUUUAUUAGAGGUAAUCAAGUUCGUUUUGUUGUUCUUCCAGAAAUGUUUAAAAAUUCUCCUUGUUUAAAAUCAAGUGAAUUAAAAAAACAUGUUCAAGCAAAAAAACCAAAGAAAAAUAAUAAAAAACCUGCUCUUGUUCAAUCUUCAAAAUAA